Paraglomus brasilianum is the source of this 3105-nucleotide messenger RNA. The record is from the annotation of a GenBank genome assembly. Lineage: Eukaryota; Fungi; Glomeromycota; Glomeromycetes; Paraglomerales; Paraglomeraceae.
AUGUUCUUCGACGGAAACGCCAAAAAACGUCCUCAGAUCAAUCUCGGCGGCUCGAGGAAUUUAAAGGACAAACCGGCUUUAUUACGAAGUAAUCAGGAAAGAAGGCUUGCAAGACAAUAUGAGAAGAAAAGAAAAGAGUCCGCCACAAAGAUACAAGCAUUUGUUCGAGGCAGAACAAUCGCCAAAAAGUCACGCGCAUCUAUACGCUUAGAAUGGGAUAUUGAGGCCAAGAAUUACUUGAAUUCAAACUCCUCGCCUCCCGUGGCGGCUCUGAACUUGGUUCUUCUGGUCAGAAAAUUCUUGUUCUUUUACCGACCAUUUCAGGACGUUGAGAGAGAGACUCUUUUGUGUUAUUUAUUGACUUUGAAACGACAAGACACGAUACUCUUUAUCCAUCCCUUUUUAUACGAUGACAUACGCGACGUUUGGACUUAUCAAACAAAGUGUCUUUUAGUUUUGUUUCUCAGACGUUUUGGGUCUCAUAAUUUACACCCAAAUUUCCGUGUGACUCUUCUUGAUUACGUGAAUCUCAUACGAUCAGCCACAGAUGAGUCAAACUACUUGCAAAUUAGGGAUGAAUUUUGCAGAAAAAAGAUCGUUAACUGUCUUCUUGAGCAUUUAAUACAGCAAGGCCUGUAUCGAGAAUUGAGUAAUCAUCUCCUUGGAUUGCCAGUUGACGUACCCUCACCGACAAUACCUUCCUUAAGCCACCUCUCAACCCUUCCCUUCCGUAAUCUCUCUGCCGACUCCCCUGUCUUAAUUCCCUCUAUCCACGCCUUUAUCACAGAAAUUUUAAAAAUGCCCUUUCUGAUGUAUCGCAUAAAACAAGAACUAUCAGCAUUCACGGCGCACAUUCCAAUCGAUGUUGUUAUGACAGAGCUGUCAACAAUGAGUUUUAAAACCGAAGAGGGACUGAGAGCGGGAACAGGCACAGAGUUGAUUUUGAGCACAGAAGAGGCUGCUGGUUUAUUGAGCAAUAUACUGGCUUUUACUCGUCCAGAGAAGAUGGCAUCUUUGAGUAAAUUUGCUAUUAAUAAGGGUAUUACGUUGGAUGACGUUAUGCUUGCAUACUUGGAAGUUCUGAAGAAUUUAUUUACAUUAAUUCCAACAAAUGCACUCUCUAAUAAAAAGGCAAACAAUACUCGUCUGCUUUGGUGGAUCGAACGUUUUUUCAAAGGUCCUCAACUUGCAUCUAUCUUCGCCUUCGCUACUUCGUCUUCUGGUUCAACGUCACUACUCCGUGUCUGUAAUUUACUCAUGGCUCUCAUGAGUCGAUGGCCAUUGAAGAAGCAGCAGCUGUUGACUAGCAUGAUGAAGAGAUUUAGUCCAGACAAGAAAGAUACCUACGUCAAGAUGAUUUGGGAAGGGUUCACAGCAAUGGAAUUAUACGAGAAAAUUAAUGAGAGAAUGUUUCCCACGGCAGUUAUUACAGGUGAGCUAGCUAUGAUGGGAGGAAAGAAUGUAAAGGAAGAUAUUUUAGAACAGUGUCAUGACCCUGCGCAUGCCCAACAAUGGGAAAUGCUGGCCCUGCUAUGUGAGCUAUUUAGUCGCGUAUUACUGACCACUGGAGAUGACGAGUUCUUUGAAGAUGGGAAGAAUCCUUUGAAUCUUGGUGAAGUUAUCAAGAUGUCUGCUUGCUUGAGGAAUGUCACGUUUGCACUAUAUUGGAAUUCACACUUCAAAAUGGAAUAUGUGCUCGAAGGCACAUGUAUACAACUUACGUAUUUAAGGGAUAUAUUGACAAAGGUGCUCCAGCAAAUACAUGCGAGAGACUCUCGUCGCCAAUUCACAGAAACAGGUCACUGGUUAAUGGCUUCGCAGAUGGAUAUGGCAUCUUUCAUCAACGAAGCAGCGUCUUAUGAACAAGGUGCCGAAGAUUUACCUCCCAAAAGUGGUCCACGUCGAAUCGCUCCUAUCAGUCAUCGAAUAAAGAUAUUGAAUAGCAUUCCGUUUGUUAUUCCAUUCGAAGACCGAGUCAAGCUAUUUAGGAAAUUUGUACAAAAUGAUCCAAAGCGACCAUAUAAUCACUACCGAAUACGCGUCGAUAUCCGCCGGACUCACAUAUUCGAAGACGCCUAUACGUAUCUUAGUGGAUUGAAAGAAGAACUAAAAGAUCGCAUAGCAAUCUCUUUCAUUGAUCAGCACAACCUUACGGAGGCUGGGGUUGAUGGCGGGGGAUUGUUGAAAGAAUUUUUGACUUUGUUGUGUAAAGAAGCAUUCGAUGCAAACCGUGGCUUAUUUGUUACAACUAAAGAUCAAUUGCUGUAUCCUAAUACGUUGAGAUAUGCUCAAGAAGAACAACAACUGAACUAUUAUGAGUUCCUCGGUCGUAUAUUGGGUAAAGCUUUAUAUGAAGGAGUAUUGGUUGAUUUUGCAUUUGCUGGGUUCUUCUUGAGUAAAUGGCUUAGUAGAUCAUCAUAUUUGGACGACUUACCAUCGCUGGAUCCAGAAUUAUAUAAAGGAUUAAUAAUACUCAAAAAUUAUGAAGGAAACGUCGAGAGUGAUUUCGGAGUGAACUUUACAGUUGUCGACCAUGAGCUUGGAGUGUCUCGUAUAGUUGAACUUAUACCGAACGGCGCGAACACUCCGGUGACUAAUGAAACAAAAUAUCAAUACGUCUUUCGAGUUGCCAAUUACAGAUUAAACACACAAAUCAACAAGCAAUGCAAGGCAUUCUUUAAAGGGCUUUCUGACUUGAUUGAGCCAAAAUGGCUACAAAUGUUUAAUCAGCAAGAACUCCAGGUUCUCGUUGGUGGAGCACAGAUCGAUAUCAACCUUGACGAUCUUCGUCAGAAUACCGUCUACUCUGGCUAUAGCGAUGACGACACUGUAAUCCAAAACUUCUGGAAUGUUGUCUCUUGCUUCAGUGAAGAACAAAAACGUAAAUUAAUUAAAUUUGUGACAUCAUGUUCUCGACCACCUUUACUCGGGUUUGGAGAGCUUGUUCCAAAGUUUGCUAUUCGAAAUGCCGGGAAGGAAUUAAGGUUGCCUACGAGCAGCACUUGUUUUAACUUGUUAAAGUUGCCCGCAUAUCCUGAUGAAAAGACGUUGAGAGCGAAAUUGGAAUAUGCAAUCGAUGCGGGUGUUGGAUUCGAUCUGUCAUAA